This is a messenger RNA of Periconia digitata, 1395 nucleotides long. NCBI's taxonomy places the organism in Eukaryota, Fungi, Ascomycota, Dothideomycetes, Pleosporales, Periconiaceae. The record is from the annotation of a GenBank genome assembly.
CCAACAACCGAAGUCCAUUCAAUCCAUCCGUUCAUUCAUUCCAACCUCCCCUGAGCCUCCGUUUCCCCAUCGCUGCCAGACACACAGCAAACCCCCAACCCCAAACCGCCGCUGUCCUCCCCCACUGCACCGCUCUGCACUGCACGCCUGCUGCUGCCGCCCCUGCUGCCAUCGCGCUGGAAUUGACGGCUUUUGAGGCUCGCUCCGACAUCCCUUUCGCCUUGAUCGCCUGCCUGUAUACGCCUCCAUACGACGCCUUCGCAGCCCCUCCGCUCCUUACCCGACCCUUCUCUCUCCCGCUGUUUGGCACCACCCGCUCGCCGCACACCCAGGCACGUCGCAUCACAUCCACCAUCCAACGUCGCCUCUAACGCUGCUCAGGCUAGACGCCAUCAUAUACCAUUCCCUUUGCUCUACUUGAUACACGCACCUUCUCACGUAAAUAACCCGUCGUCGUCCCCGGUCGCCGUCGCCCAAACACAGUCACCAUGAUGGCCACCGCUGCACCCUACGAGAUCCGCACCGGCGGCGAUGGCAAGAGCAAGAAGCAGAGCAUGGCUGAGCUGAAGCUGCGCCGUCUCACCGAACUGAACCAGCGCCUCAGAGAAGACCUGGAGCGCCGCAGGAUACCCGUGUCGGAAGCCGCGAUAGACUUGAUCGCAUUUACGGAUAAAGAACCAAAGGAUUGGAUGGUUCCUUCACGAUGGGGACAGAUUGACAAGCGCGAAGACCCAUACGCCCCGCAACAAAGCAACGGCUGCUGCGUCGUAAUGUAAAAGGGACCUAGCCAGGUGGUUUGCAUUUGGGGGAAAGUUGGUGUGUCUGUCUGUUCGCGUGUGUGAAAGCUGUCCGGAGUGUCAUGUGUCAAAGCAACGGCGUUCAUGCGGUUAGCCUUUUGAUGGCCCAAAGUCUUUCGUAUACCUACCCUUUUCUUUUAUUUUUCUUUCUUGUUUUACAUUUAUUUCUCUCUCUAUUGAAACGGGAUAAGGUGCCGAUAAUACCCCCCAUGGUCUGUUCUCCCCGUACCAUCAUCAGCAUCAUGACCGAUGUGGACGACCAUUGAGGAGACCGCACCCAAUGUACUACCUCUUCAGCAAACGUGUAAAUUAUGUAUGCGGUUUACUCAUGGCCUGUGGGUUUCUUGUUUUUUCAUUUCUUUGCUUUUUCAUUUUCUUUUGUAGGGGCAUGGGGGAGGUGGGAAGAAGAAGAAGAAGGAGAGAGGGAGAAGGCAAGUGGAUGCAUGGAAGAGGUCUUGGUAGUACAUGAGUUGAAUGUGUAUGUACUCUUUGACGCUACUUCUUUUGCUUCUCUCCCUCUCGCUCUUGUGCAAAGUGCUGGUCUUCUCUUCUUCUACUCAUUCUCCUUCAUGCUACCGCCCCACCACCCAUUCUACCC